CUGGCAUAUGUUAAAUCAGGCAGUGGCUUGGAUUGUUCGGAAAGCUUGAGUUUCAUUCAGGUCUUAUAUACCUCAUUUUAGGACAUAAAAUUUAUCUCAAACCUAAAAAAAGAUAAAAAUAAGAAAUAUAAUGCCUGAAUUACUGGUAGAACCUAAAGAAAAGGUUGAAGUGAAUACAGACGUGAAUAUAGAAGAACCAGAAAAAAAAAGUUUAAGUCGAACCCAACCUGAACCCGGGACAGAAAAUAAUGAAUCUAUUGAAAAUCCAACCUUGCAUCCUGAACCUGGAGAAUUUAAGGAUGAAAAUGAUCCUGCUGAUAACCUAUCUGAUGUAAAAUCCUCAAAACCUGUGUUUGGAGAGAGUUCUCUUGUGCUUGAAUCUUCUGAAUAUUCCAACCCUGAAUCAAGAGAGGAACCUUCUUCAAAACUAGAAACUGAAGAAGAUGUUAUUUAUCCGAAAGAUGAUCCUACCAAUUCUAAUCUCAAACAUUCCGAUGAUGAAUCAACAGAUAAUUACUAUGAGCCUAAACCUUUUGAAGUUGUAAGCUUAGCCCAGCAGUUUAUCAAGCUCGGUUUACCCCUGGACGCUGAGAUCCUUGAUGUCGCCUGUGGGACUGGAGUGGUGGCAGAGGAGUGCAGGGUGGCCGGUUAUACACAGAUCGACGGACUGGAUCCAUGUCAGGGAUAUCUUGAAGGCGGUAUUAGCCGUGGUAUCUUCCGAAAAGUGUUUCGUGAGUUUAUAGACCCGGAGAAGCAGACAUCAAUUCCAGAUUCUACCUAUGACGCACUGCUCUGCUGUGCAGGCUUUUUUCAGGGUUUGAUAUCUCCACUAGGGUUCCAAGAACUGAUUAGAAUAACUAAACCUGGAGGAAUUAUUGCCUGGAAUAUUGCUGAAGGAUAUCAGCACUAUGAUAACCACUAUGCCAGGUUUGAUGAAUAUGUGAUGAUGUUGGUUAGAGAGAGAAGGUGGGAGUUUGCUAGACCUGUUGUUAGGCAUGAGAAGAUGGCAUUUACAGAUUGUGGUUCAGCAUACCUUAGAGGGUUCGAAACAUUGGGGGGUAUACAAUGUGAGGGAUUUACGUAUAUUAUGCGCAAAAUAUAAAAAGAUUGUAUGCGCAAAGUUUAAAGAGAUUGUGUGCGCAAAGUAUAAAAGGAUUGUAUGCGCAAAAGUAUAAAAUGUUGCGUGCUCAAAGAGCAAAUGAUUUUAUUUAUUUAUUUAUUCAUUUUUAUUCAGCUACAACGCAUGAGAUAAUACAAAUCAAAAAUAACAAUUUUCUUUGUAGUUUGGAUCCGCCUAAGUUUCGAAUGUAUACGAUAUUUUUUGGAAAUAAAGUAAAUUCAAAAUUUUUAA
Molecule: messenger RNA, 1351 nt
Organism: Eurytemora carolleeae
Lineage: Eukaryota; Metazoa; Arthropoda; Copepoda; Calanoida; Temoridae
Exons: 6
Coding region: 131-1102 (323 amino acids)
Source: RefSeq, a predicted model, not a curated record